This is a messenger RNA of Saccostrea cuccullata (small rock oyster), 3491 nucleotides long. RefSeq names its product atrial natriuretic peptide receptor 1-like. Gene Ontology annotation, molecular function: peptide receptor activity; adenylate cyclase activity; protein kinase activity. Bases 1 to 3174 code for a protein of 1057 amino acids. Gene Ontology annotation, biological process: intracellular signal transduction; receptor guanylyl cyclase signaling pathway; cGMP biosynthetic process. Lineage: Eukaryota; Metazoa; Mollusca; Bivalvia; Ostreida; Ostreidae. The transcript is spliced from 22 exons. Gene Ontology annotation, cellular component: plasma membrane. The record is from RefSeq and is a predicted model, not a curated record.
AUGAUUUUUAUUAAACUGUGUGUAGUACUUUUCGUACCUCAUAUGAUUAAACCCGCUUCCUCCGCCUUAAAUAUAACAGUUGGGAUACUAGCACCACUCAAAGGACCCAAAGUGUUUGGAAACGAAAUAUUCCAUGUGAUUAAGGAUACAUUCAUUCUCAUUCGAGGUGAAUCCAGAUUUUCUGAAAUUCAGAGACUUGGUGUGAAUUUUAUUUGGAAAUUCCGAGAUACCCACUGUGAUAUUGGACAAGGUCUCUAUGAAUUAGUGUCCAUUAUGGACUUUGAGUCGGGUGGAGGACAAGAUAUAGAUGCCUUCAUAGGCCCCGUUUGUGACGACGUUUGUGAAGCUGCUGGCCAUUUGGCGAAAAAAUGGAAUCUUCCAAUGAUCAGUUUUGGAUGUGCAGAAAGAAUACUGUCAAAUAAAAUACUGUACCCUACCUUCGCUCGAGUCUCUACACCGUACAUGGAAAUGGAGAAAUUCAUUGAGGACACAAUCAGGCAUUUUGGUUGGAAUCGCGUUAUCGUUGCAGAAGGAGCUGAGAAAAUAUGGAGAGAAUCAGCGGAACAUAUAAAUGUGGAACUUGAAAAACAUGGUUUUGAUGUGAACUUAUUAACAGUUUACAACGAUCCUGUAUAUCUAACACAUCACCUUGAAAGAGAAUCCAAAACAACAAGGGUUUUCCUAAUAUAUGCUUACCCCAGAGACAUCAUGGGUAUAAUGUGUGCUGCGGCUGAAAUAGGUCUACUUAACGGAGAGUACGCUUUUCUGACCAUCGACUUUGGUCUGGCCUUUGAUGAGAAGGAAUUCGAUGAGAAGAAAUGUCCCCAUAAUGUCACCGAUGGAAUCUUGGACUUUGCUUUCGAUAUAGAGUCUUUGGUGAGCUACUUUGCUCAUGCAGACCACGGAAACUCUUCAGAAUUGGAAACAGAACUAGAACAUCCUAAAGUAAGAAAAAAAAUUAAGAAUGGAGUCGGACUACAUCUUCUAUCGGACGCUUUAUAUUUGUAUGCUAAGGCUUUGGAUCAGGCUUUGGCGGAGGGAUAUACCUCGAAAAACACCUCAAUUAUAGUACAAAAUAUGCAAAACGUGACCUUAAAAACACCAUUUGGAAGCUUUACAACCGAUGAGACUGGUACGAGAAAAACCACCUUUUCACUGUUUAAUAUAUUUCAUGAAGACUUUAAUGAAAUUGCAUCAUUUGACAGCACAACAACAACAUUUUUUACGAACAAAACCAUUCAUUGGCCCGGGAGAACUACAAUACAACCUCUUGGGAGACCUGUUUGUGGAUGGGAUGGAGAAUUCUGUGUGAAAAUCCAGUCUAACACAUAUCUCAUCGUCUCUGUGUCUGCAAUGGCUGCCCUGGUCGUGCUGCUCUUUGUUACAUUUGUUAUCAUAUUCUUCCAUAUGCGCAAAAAGAGAUUGUUGAAAGAGGAAAUGGAAAAUAUGCAAUGGAAGAUAUCAUUUUGUGAUCUAGACACCAGUUCUGGCAAAGUAUUUCAUAGCGUUUGUAGCAAGUCCUCUUUUCUGAACGAUACAAGAAGCCGAUCCCGAUCAAUAAGCGGCAAGACGGAAAUGUCUGCAACUCUCCAGAUAUUUACUAAAACCGCCAACUACCAAGGUUCCAUUGUAGCUAUAAAAUUCAUCAACAAGGCAUUUGUUGCCAUUACUACGUCUGUUAUCCAAGAAAUUAACCAGAUCCGCGGGUUAAAACACAACAAUGUAUAUACUUUGAUUGGUGCUUGCGUGGAUCCUAUGAAUAUCUAUAUUGUUAGUGCUUACUAUAACAAGGGGAGCUUACUAGAUGUUCUGUCAAAUACCAACAUAAAACUGGAUUGGAUAUUCAAACUUUCCUUUGCUUCAGACAUUGCAAAGGGCAUGGCGUACAUCCAUGAUUCAGUCCUGGAAUCUCACGGUAAACUGCGGUCUAGCAAUGUCUAUGUUGACUCUCGAUGGAUGUGUAAAGUUGGAGAUUUGCCUAUGCCUCACUUUUGUGAUGGCGCAAAAACCUGUGAUAAUGCAAAAAAUUCAGAAAAUUUUAAACUACUUUGGGUUGCCCCUGAGCUACUACGUCAAGUGUCUAUACCACCUAAAGGAACGCAAAAAGGGGAUGUCUUUGCAUUUGCUAUUAUUCUACAAGAAAUUAUCUUGCGUUGUGUGCCAUACGAAAACGAGACAUUGGAACCACAUGAAAUUGUACAGAGGGUACGUUUGAUAGAAUCACCCCCUUUUAGACCUAAAGUUCCAGUCAAUGCAGCUGAUCGGAAAAUAGUGGAAUUAAUGAGAAUGUGCUGGGAAGAAAUUCCAAUGUUUCGCCCAAAUUUUACAACAAUUUUAUCCGUUUUAAAACAGACAAAUAACGGAAGAAAAACCAAUUUAGUAGACCAAAUGAUGCAUAUGAUGGAGAAGUAUGCCGAUCAUUUAGAAGACUUGGUUGGAGAACGCACGCGCCAGUUAGAAGAAGAACAAAAAAAGACAGAUGAGCUCCUGCAUCGUAUGCUUCCAUCAAGUAUAGCUCAUGAUUUAAAAUACGGAAAACCGAUCCACCCGGAAAGUGUUGAGUGUGUCUCUAUCUUCUUUAGUGAUAUAGUACAGUUUACGAAACUGGCAUCAGAGAGUACUGCAAUAGAGAUUGUGAAUUUCUUAAACGACUUAUACACCUGUUUUGACACCAUAAUUGAACACUUUGAUGUAUACAAGGUAGAAACCAUUGGUGACGCGUAUAUGGUGGUAAGUGGACUUCCGGUUAAGAAUGGCUUACGUCAUGCCAGUGAGAUAGCCACUAUGGCCCUUAACCUUCUGAGUUGUGUGACAACGUUUGAGAUACGCCAUCGUCCAGGAAGACAACUACAGCUAAGGAUAGGGAUCCACAGUGGCCCGGUGUGUGCAGGAGUGGUAGGUCUUAAGAUGCCGAGGUAUUGUUUGUUUGGGGACACAGUAAACCAUGCCGCAAGGAUGGAGUCCUCCGGGUUAGCUCUUCGUAUCCAUGUAAGUCAACCGUGUCGGAAUAUUUUGGAGAAACUUGGAGGAUUUCAUCUAACUUACCGUGGUGAAAUAACAAUGAAGGGCAUUGGAACAGUGCCAACUUAUUUCCUGACAGGAAAGGACGGCUUUACAAAACAACUACCUUCUUUAGAUUUAGCGGCCUCCUUAGAAGACCAUGAAUUCAAAUAACCAACAAAGAUAUGCCAAACCUUAGAUAAAAAUAGGAGACAACGAAUAUGACCAUGCCAAAAUUAAAAAAAUAAAAUUAAUCAUAUUUUUUAGAUUAAUGUCAAACUUGUAACAUUCAGGAAUCCUGUUUUGUAAACGUGUGAAGACUCGGUGACGUUUUACUUGGGUGAGAUAUUUGGAGACAGAAGUGUUUUUCCAAGUAACUCUUAAUAUCAUAGCGCUACUUAAGUUGCCAUAUAUACCGGUAUUGUUCUAUAUGGGUUCAAAUGAAAAUACCACUUGAAUGAUUAAUAUUUCUUUAAAAAUUCUUAUUUGUA